AUGGCUCCUCCCUUGUCCCGCAAGACAUCCAGGAUGCUGACCAUCAACUUGGCUGCCCUGAGGCGAGCUGUGUGGCGACCACCGGGAAAUUGGCUUCGUCCAGUCCAUUCAUGGCGACAUGAGCCAGCUGUGCAAGGCAGGGAGCCUAACCUGGCUCGCUCUCUCACUGGCAACGAGGAGACCAAGGUCGAAUGGGUGAGCUUUGCAGGCCGGACGGUGGCACGCUGCGGGCUGGAAGAGGGAGAUUCUUUGUUGGAAGUAGCUCGUGCAAAGGGAGUCGAGCUCGAAGAUGCUUGUGAUGGCAACCUGGCGUGCUCGACGUGCCAUGUGGUGCUGGAAGAGCGCGUGUUCGGCCUGCUUGACAGGCCUUCCGAUGAAGAAGAGGAUCUUUUGGGCCUUGCUCAUGGCCUUGAACGAUGCGCGCCUCAGCCAUCGGACCUCGACGCCCAACGCACCCCUGCAGCCGCUCGAUCCGCCGCCUCCUCUUGCUCGAUUCGCUCGCCUUGUCGUGACGUGAAGUCCAGCUUAGCCAUGUCAGCUGGACCGUCGGAAGCGGCAGAGGCGCAAAGCGUAGCCAGAAUGCAAGCCAUCUGGGAGCAGGACGCCGACCUCGCCAUCUGCACCACCUGCGGCAACCAGUACUCAUCGGUACAAGGCCCGCAAGAGUGCCCGGUCUGCUACGAUGAUCGCCAGUAUCCAUGCCCGACCGGCCAAGCCUACACAUCGCCAAGGAAGCUGGCUGCCAAAACCUCAUUCGAGCUUGUGCCAGAGCCAGAGGAUGAAAGGAUCAUUCGCAUCAAGCUUGAGCCUCCCGUCGCCAUCGGCCAAACCCCUUUCAUCCUCCUCACCGCUCAAGGCGUCGUAGUAUGGGACUGUUGCGGCUUCGUCUCGGUCGACUUGAUGCGCCGCAUCCAACAACAAAGCCCCACCGGCAAGGUUCUCGCCAUCUUCACAUCUCAUCCCCACUUUUUCGGCACGAGCCUCACCUGGGCCAAGCUGCUGGAUUGCAAAAUCUUCAUCUCCAAGCCAGACCGCCUUUGGUACCAGCGCGGCCUCGAGUCCGCUCGUCCACACCCAGACGUUGCGGCGCGCAAAAACUUCGUCGUCGAGGUAGAUCAAGACACUUUCACUCUGCCGCACCUGCCUUCCAUCACGCUCGUCCGCUGCGGCGGUCAUUUCCCGGGCUCCAAUGUGCUUCAUUGGGAUCGCGAUGCCGACGCUCCGCAGGAACAGGCUCGGCGCGGCGCUGCAGUGCUAUGUGCCGAUACCUUUAUGGUGAUGCCCGAUCGGAAGCGCUUUACUUUCGCCUACAGCUUCCCCAACAACAUCCCACUUCCGCCACACGAUGUCGAACACAUCUGGACGCAGAUGCGAAGCUUCAACUGGUCGGCCACCUACGGCGGCUGGCCAGGCCGUCACAUCCUGACCGACUCCCGAGCUACGCUUCUUCGCUGCGCUCGCUACUAUGUGAAGAUGGAAGGUCACUCGCCCCAAGCUUUCCAAGAGCUGCGCGAGGCUCGAGCUUGA
Moesziomyces antarcticus is the source of this 1527-nucleotide messenger RNA. Its product is annotated as beta-lactamase-like protein. The transcript is spliced from 5 exons. The record is from RefSeq and is a predicted model, not a curated record. NCBI's taxonomy places the organism in Eukaryota, Fungi, Basidiomycota, Ustilaginomycetes, Ustilaginales, Ustilaginaceae. Bases 1 to 1527 code for a protein of 508 amino acids. Gene Ontology annotation, molecular function: iron-sulfur cluster binding.